CUUCAAGUAACGGAUAAAAUAUGAAAGUACAUGAAUGCUAUUCGACAUUUCUACAGAACCACCAUGUUACUAUUUUUGGCGUUAUGUAUAAGCUCCAUGACACAGGGUAUAGGGACUGUAGCCUACCAUAUUUCACGAUUUCGCCUAAAUUUGAAUAGCUACUGUCUGUUCUGUUGAAUCAUGUUUAAUCAAUGAUUCACGCGAACAGGAAUGUGAAGGAACUGUACGAACAUUGUGAACUGAAACCAGAAUAGAUAUUUUAUUGUUUUUUAACUAUUUCCGUCUUGACAAGGGUGUUGCCCAACAUUUUCACUUUCACUUUCUCUUUCUCCCGUGUACGUGAAAAUGGUAAGUGCUCCUGCUACUUUUAAAACGAAUCCAGAAGAAAAAUAUUCGAUAACUUUCAAGACAAACAUUUGAUACAACUAUCUACGUGUGUUUAAAACAUUGUACUGUAGAUAGCCAUGCAUUUGUAUCAAUUACAGUAGAAAAGCCAUCGGUUUUGAGUAAGCAUUCUUUGGCCUAUAUGCAACUUCCCUUAAUCGAGGCAAAUAUACAGUAGUAGUUUGUUUGUUAAAUAUCACAGUUUUAAAACAAGCCUUGUCCUUUUUUGGUGAUAUUAACAUUACUUAAUGUUUAACACUUAAGGCUUAAUGUCUAUACUUUGAUUGCCCUUGUGUUAAAGAACAGUAGAUUUUUUCUAGUGAAAUAAAAGUUUUGUUCCCUAAUGGAAUUUCUUAUUUUACAGCCGAAUUAAUAUUUGAACAUGACUAAUGCAAAUGCAAAGCUUCUAUGAUGGAUGGGCAUUGAGCAAUGGGAACUAAAACACAGUUUGGCACUGGUGAUGACUUUGGCAGAGAGGGCAGAGGAAUAUCGUCAGGUGAACGACAGUUUCAGACACAAUGCCUUCAAGUUCAUUGAGUUGAUGUUGACUUCUGGAUGUCACGAAAUAUAUGUUAAUGAGAUACUUCAUAGCAUCUUUUUCUUGGGCCACAUUUUGCACCUCGAGGCUUUUCAUACCUUGCAAACCAAUGUGCCAGAGUUCACUCCAGAAGGUAUUUUGGGUGAGAUGUAUGAAGAAGUUCAAGAGUUGUUCAGAGAACCCUUUGACUGUUACCAAACACAGCUGCCCAAGCGGACCCCAUUCUCUUGUGUUCUUGAUAUGGUUGUUCACAGAUGUGGGGAACACAAUGAGCAGCAAAUAGUGAGACAGUUGAGUGAGCUGGUCCAAGGAUUGGAACUGAGGGAGAGAUACAAGUUGACUUCCUCCACCAUCUGUGUCUCUAAGUACGGGAGAUACACGUACUACGGAGCAUCCAUGUCCACCGAAGGAAGGACCGCAGGUAGAAUCAUGAUAGCAGUGUCCUGUCUACAUACCUGGCACAAAUCUGUGUCCGAUGCUGUGAUGUCCUACUUCCCAGGAAAGCAAAAGAGGAAUGAUUUUGAUGGCACCUUACAGCUCCCUGACUAUGUCCAUUGUCAGGCUUACAGCCUCAGGGACAGAGAGGGUAUACCUCCCUGCUUCUCCUGUAGUAACCUGUUUGGUCUGACGACCACAGACAAAAGGCAGUUUGUCUAUGGGAAUUGCGCCGAGGCAGAGAGUGUAAGCAGACUACUGUCAGACGAGCAGGAGGUUGCCUAUGUGAUUGCCAGGCAGGUGGAAGCAUCACCCUUAUACAACUCUGGAAAGAGGGAACAUGUGGCGAGGCAAGUUAAGAGGUACCUGGAGGAUGUAAAAUUCCCUAAUGUACCUCAAGGGGUUCACAUUUUAAACGACUUCAUGCAUGCUGGGGAUUUUGUUUACUAUAACCCUAACUGGUAGGGAUGAGUAUUGAUAAGAUUUGAACAAUUCCAAUUCCUUAUCAAGUCCUGCUUAGCGAUUCAAUUCCUUAUCGAUUCUCUUAUCGAUUCUCCCCUCUACAGGCAACUGGGUCUGUGCAUCCUGCACCCCCCCCCCCCCCCCCCCCCCACACACACACACACACUCGUUCUAAACACAUUUUCUAAACAAACUGGCUUUGACUGGUUCUGAAAUGAGCUAAUAUCUACCACCUCUAGGCCUCUUCAGUAGCCUGACGUUGUCAUAUUCAUAAUUCUAGUCAGAAUAUGAGUCUGAAAACUCUUCGUUGGGCUGUGACUAUGGGGCGUGUGUCAACCGAGCUCGUAAAACAAAUGCCUCUUCGCUCAAUUGGAUAGACCUACAACCAAUCAGAGCAACGUAAUAUCUUGUUUGUUGAAAAUGAAUUCAACCCAAGCGCUCUUUGGUGACAUUGUUGAUUACGUUACUGUUGAUCAUCUGUCCAUCAUCGUAUAAAGCCCGCCCUGACAAUUUAAUUGGUCCGAACAGCUCCUGUUCGGAUAUAGUUUUUCCGCAAUCGAGCCCCUCCAGACCCAACUUCCCGACCGAAUUUUCUUCCCUACUAUCUAGGAAUUACUAUAUCCUUAGGAAUGCUUAUGAUGAAUGCUGUACUGUUGAAAUUCUGAAGAAAUUCUGAAUGACAAGUACAUUAGUUGGCAUUUCAUUGUAACUUGUUGUAACUUGUUACUUGUUUUAGUAAACUGCACAUAAUUAAAUACCUAUAUGAACAUAUUUUAUUCAACUGUAACCAAUGAUUGAUUUAAGCACUGUAAAUGUAAUCAUAAAGUUCUGUUGAAGGCUUUGGUAUGCUGAAACAAUAAAUGUAAGCAAUAAAAUGGCUAUAAAUAA
Molecule: messenger RNA, 2707 nt
Organism: Hypomesus transpacificus
Lineage: Eukaryota; Metazoa; Chordata; Actinopteri; Osmeriformes; Osmeridae
Exons: 5
Coding region: 800-1822 (340 amino acids)
Source: RefSeq, a predicted model, not a curated record